GGUUGAUCUCUUUAAUUGCAUUAUUCGUUAGAUGCCGUCUAUAGGCUUAGAGCUGGUUUAUCCACGUAAUUGUAAGCCUCUAAAUGAUGAUUUGUCGAAAGAAGAAUUAAGAAGACGCUUGACUGAGCUUUGUAAUGCGCUAGAUAAUGUAAUCGAGGAAGAAGGAAAACCAACAGAAACUUCACUAGAUGGGGAAAGAUUAUCACUUUCACAAGAUCACCUGAAAUAUAAGGGAUUAUUUCUCUUACUUUCAUCACCAGAGUUCCUGAAACAUGCAGACAGAGAUAUUCAAUUAAGAGUUGGUGUAUGCAUUUGCAAACUUCUUAAAAUAUUCUGUCCUCAUAACCCUCUUUCUGGUUUAUCAGAGGAAAAAGUACUCACUAAGGAAAUUCUAUUUUUCUUGAUCGAUUGCAUCGGAUUACUUUCAAAUGUAAAAACGAAAACUGAUGCAAUAUAUAUUAAACUUCAUACAAUGAUAUAUAUUUGUGCUCAAAUCGAUGUUUUCAUGUGGUGUGCAUUCCUGGAAGAUGAAUCUGUCCUGCUUGGCUUCGUCAAAAUGGUUUUUGCUAUUGUUAAAAACCUUGAUGUUUGGUCUUGGACAGAUAAUACUAUUGUUCGUCAGAUGGUUCUGGAUAUGACUGUUAAGGUUAUCAUUCAGUCUGAGAAACUCCUAUCUGCUGAAGCAGUUGCUUUUGUGCUCCAGUAUCUAAUAGAACCUGCGAAAAGCACUCAGCCAGCCCAACAUACGUUCGCUCGAGACCUAAUAAUAAGGACCGCUAACCAACUAGAAUAUCAAAUUCAAAUGCUGUUACAAAACUCCCUAAUUAUGGGUAAAUGUAAUGGAACGCAUAUGAAAUCUACAAGUAAACCCAUUCGUUCUUCCGAUAAAGUUUUGGAAGACAGCAUUGAGGAUACCUCUGAUUUGAAUGAUAUUGAAAAUGAUGAGGCAAAUCCUGAUCCGCUAGGAGAGCACGCAUUUCUCAUCAUAUACGCUCUGCACACAAUCCAAAGCAGUAUAGUUGCUCCAGUCCUUCCAACUAUUGAGUUGAAGUUGAAGUCGCCUAUUGUACGUGAGCGUAAACGGUCUUUCAGGCUGUUGGCACUCUUGUUUUCCGAACCGAAUUCUUUACUUCACAGGAGAAAUCCAAGUCUUUGGGAUGCAUUCUUGGGGCGCUUCAAUGAUAUUGAUAGUGGAGUUAGAAAGUUAUGUAUUCACAUGUUGCCUCAGCUUUUAAAACAAAAUCACGAUUUGCUUCAUGAACAGUUGCUGACUAAUUUUCAACAGCGUAUUUAUGAUCCCGAUGAAGAAGUCCGACUUUUAGCUUUAAGGACAAUGACUGCUCUUAUCAAACAAUCCGAAAGAGAAGUUAGCGACAAUGCAUUUGAACUUUUAAAGGAACGUUCUCGAGACAAGACUCUAUCUAUCCGUAAAGAAGCUUCUUCUACUUUAGCUUCUUUGUAUAAAAGUGGUUUACAGUCAGAAUGGUUAUCCGCUACAAAGUCAGCUUCUGCAUUAAAUACAAUUUUGCAUCUUUAUUAUCAGAAAUCACCGGAUGACAAGCUUAUCGUUGAACGGUUAUUGAAAAGUUCGAUCAUUCCGUACCAUUUUGAAAAUGCUGUCCGUGUACGGGCCUUGUUUCGCUGUUACAGUCUGAUGGAUGAGGCUUCAAUUAAAGCGAUGCAGGAAAUUUUUAAGACCCAAUACGUUGCUCUCAAACUUCUUCGUGAUGUCGUCAAGUUGUUAACUGAUCAACGCGAUGAAAAAAUUCCUUCUGAAGUAAAUGUUGAAAUAAUGAGUGCCAUACAGCAUCUUAGCAUUUUGAUACCGAAAUCAGAAAAGUCAGUUGAACAUCUGAAACGUUUCUUCAAUCAAGUUCAUGCAGAUAAAACCCUAAGGAAUCAUUUACUUAAACUGACCAAGCUACAAACCACAUGUACUCAGGCAACAACAGCAUUAAGGGAUAUAUUGAAAAAAAUAGGAAUGACUACAGAAAAUCCAAAUAGCGUCAACGAUAACCAAACAAACUAUGUACGUGUUGUAAAGAUUUUAUUGGAACGAUGUGCACCUGUUCUUUUUGAUCGUAAUUUUGGCAUGGAACUAGUCAGUCAGCUAUCCAUCAUUAAAAAGACUGGUUACCUAUCUGGGUCUACUGAACGUAUGGAUGUAACACGUUCACUACGAUUGUUACUUGGAGUGUCUGUUUAUUUUAAAGAGAUAUUACCUUCAAAUGAAGUUAUGGAUUACCUACUCUGUAUUUUAUCCGAUAGAAACUCUUCAGUGAUUAAUGAAGGUAUCGAUGAAAUUGAAUCAACAUCAACUUACUCAGAUUCUUAUAACGAUUCGUAUGCACUGCAAGAAAUGGCUUUAAGUAUCUUGUGUUGUGUACUUGGUGGAGGUCCAAGUGGUAUAUUUAAUAAUACUGAUUUAACUGAACCCCUUCAAAAUAUCACUGACCAAGAAACUCUUAAUAUUUACGCUCAGUUAAGUGAACGUUCAGAAGAAUUACUACCAAUUUUACGUCGUUUUUGCUGUACAGGAAUCACUUGCACUUCUGUGGAAUCAUGUCACGAUAGAGAAGUCACAGAAAAGUCUAUAAAAAAUAAUCGAAAAGUGACAAAACAUGCAGCGAAAAUUCCUUCAUCCAAAUUAAAUACUGAAAAUGUUUCAUAUAGUGGUGUUAUUUGGCGUCGUGAACGCCGUCGUUCCAAGCUGUCAAUACGUAUACUGUUUUGUUUGUACAACGUUGUACGUCAGUUAUUGAAUUCAAAGAGUAAACCUAAUUCAAAUGAUGAUAUAGAUUUGGAUGAGGAACCUAAUACAUCUACAAUAAGUGAUCAUUUAACUAAUGACGUAAAAAGAUUAUCUGCUUUAAAAUCGAACAUUGAUGAAAUCCUCAAUGAUAUUGUUCAGGCUUGUAUUUCAUGUCCUAUUCUAUCCAACGAUUACAUAGCUUGCCUCACUUCAUUAAGUCAUAUUGCUUUAUUAUUUCCUGAUGUUUACAACGAAGAUAUUAAAACUUUGAUCACAAAAUCUUUGGUACAACAAGUAUUGACAAUUGAACCAGAUGAUCUGCCGAAUCAAGAACAAGAAAAAGACAAAACACAAAUGAAAAAUAUUUCAUCAAAAAACUUAUCAAAUCAACCCAAGGCUGAAUGCAAUACCCUCAGUUCCUGGUUACCUGACAGUUUAAUCAGUAAUUUAACAAGAGCAAAGAUUUCAGCCAUUAAACUAAUAACGAAUUGGUUGGUAGGUUUGAAAAAUGAAGUGAAACCUGUUGUUCAAGUUAUUAUUCGACUUCUUUAUCGUAUAAUUAUCCAUGAUGGCGAUUUGACAAAAGGUGGUAAACUAACAUACGGUGAAAUGUCUAGGUUACGCUUAGUUGCCGCUACAUCUUGGUUAAAACUUGCACAUUCUCAAGAUUAUGUUGAAUGUAUCGAAAUUGGCUGGUAUUUGUCAAUGAGUUAUAUUCUUUGUGAUCCAUGUCCUCAAGUGCGUUCUCAUUUUCUGACUAAACUCAAUAAGGGUUUAUAUAAAUUGAGUCUUCCUCUUGAAUACAUGGCUAUUUUCGCACAUUCUGCUAACGUGUCAGAACUUGCAUUUAAACAACGUGCAAAGCAACUUUUUAUUGCAAACAUUCAGCGGCGUCGAGCAUUCUUAAACAAACAUCCUUCGUAUUUCCGUGAUGGCAAGUUUUUAUUUGGUCUGUUACCCGACUAUGUAUUGCCGUAUACGAUUUACCUACUCUCUCAUGAUUCCAAAUGGACUAAACUGGAUGAUGUAGAAAUACUUAAUAAAAUUAAAAGUGCUUUAUGGUUCAUAAUGGAACCUAUUAUGUCUCAUGGUGAAAAUUUCAGUUUUCUACGAAAAAUUAUUGAGAAAAUCAAAUAUGCACGAGAUGCCCUUCAUCCUGAUGAUAGUCUGGUUAAUGAGAAAAUGUAUACUGUAUGUGAUAUUUCUUUGGGUCUGUUAUUAUCGCGUUGUAUUAACCCAACAAUUAAAGAAUAUCCAGUGGAUGUCAAGCUACCUAAAACUCUUUUUACUUCUGCACCUAGUGAUUUUCGUAAUCCUGACUUUAAGCAAUUGUUGAAUAUCGGUUUAGAAAGUGGAACGCAAACUGGUACAGACAUUAUAAACACACCUUUGGAAAUGUCCAUCAAGAAUAAACCCCAACCAAUCUUACAGUUCACUCCUAACAAACAUACAAAAGCAUUUAAAGAAGGGUUGAUCCCUCCUGAGCUUGUAAAAUCCAAAGGCGUUACAUCAAAGUCAAGGAAAAAAGCAAAAGAAAUAGCCAAUCUUAAGAAAAAGGAGACACAUGAAGUGGAUUCCAACACUAAAUCAGUUGAUGACAUCGAUGAUCUACCAGAACAUGAAAGCAUGGACAAUAAUGAUAGCUCUCUGUCAGAUACACGAGAUAAAAUCAUGGGUCAGGAACAGAUCAUACCCGUUUGUACUGGAUCUACCAGUAGUGACAUUUCAUCUUCAAAAACUAAUCAUAAAUUUUGUGACGAUGCUAGUACGGAAACACAGGAAGUGAGGUUAUCUUCCUCCAACGGAUCUAUACAUAAAAAAAAGCGUCAAAACUCAACUUCACCAGAAAAUCUUAAGCGCCCACGGGUUAGUAAAUUACCGGACUCAAAUUCGAACAAAAAACAAUCCACACUUGAUUGCGUUCUAAAAGUUAAUAAAAUAUCCUCAAACAAAACCUCACUGCGGGUGAAGGAUACAGGUCAAGAAUUGUCCGCCGUCAAAGUUAAACGAACCGCGAAAUCUAAUCCAGCAAAGCUAAAUCAAUUCCAACCUACGGAGGUACCUUGUCCCAAUGAAAAUCCCAAAAAGAAUAUUAAAUCUUCCACAUCAUCCCAUACAAACGACCAAAAUGUUUCAUUAAGAUCGAAAAAUCCAGAAACUUCAGAAAAUUCUCAGAAGCUUACCAGCAAUCCAGAAAAAUCCUCACAUUCUGCUAAUAAAAGACUUCUCAGAAGUAAAACAAGAAGUUCAUUGAAACUGAGAACUACUAAACGUACAAACCUUCCGGAUACCCUGUCGAGGAGGCCAUCCUCGAGAAUAAGUGCGAUAGUUGCCAAACAGAAGCUCUUAACUCCAAUGUCUCAGUCCAGCUCAAACUCACCGUCUCAAGUGACUCCAAAACAGAAGUAA
Schistosoma turkestanicum is the source of this 5161-nucleotide messenger RNA. Lineage: Eukaryota; Metazoa; Platyhelminthes; Trematoda; Strigeidida; Schistosomatidae. The record is from the annotation of a GenBank genome assembly.